This is a messenger RNA of Aphis gossypii (cotton aphid), 740 nucleotides long. RefSeq lists its product as uncharacterized. The coding region runs from base 81 to 725 and encodes 214 amino acids. NCBI's taxonomy places the organism in Eukaryota, Metazoa, Arthropoda, Insecta, Hemiptera, Aphididae. The transcript is spliced from 12 exons. The record is from RefSeq and is a predicted model, not a curated record.
UUACAUUUUUUCGUUAGUCGUUUAUUAGAAUAUUGGAUAACAGUACAAUUUCUAGAAAAGCUAAAGUUUAGAAAUUGAACAUGUAUUUUUCAAUAAGUAAUUUAACGAUUAUAUAUUAUAUGACUGUAGUCGUUAUUUUCGUCAAUGGCGAUUUGGAUGUAUCAACUGAAAAGUGUCAAGAUGAUUUGAGAACUAUAGGUUUUGACACAAUUUGUCAUCCAUUUAAUAGUUUAUCCGAAUUUGUGGAUGAGAAUAUUACUUUGAUUAGACAUCCCAAAUGGAAAUUUAAAACCCAAGAAGAUUUAGUAAAAUAUGAAUCCGUGGCUACAUCAUAUAUUAAAGCUUAUUUUAAGAAUUUUUUUAUUGAUAGAAAUGUUAAUAUUGAUAAAUGUACAUCGGCAUAUACGAAACACCUGGUGGAGAAUAUUCUAGACCCAGAUAAUAUGUUAUCAGUUAAAACUUGGUGUGAUAUAAACGUUAUUAACAAAGACGACCUUCCAGAAUUUAUUCGCGAAGAAAGUGAUAAAAUAUUUAUAGAUGAAAUUAUGUAUAGCAAAUAUUAUAUAAAACGUAUAGUAAAGAAUACAGGUUUGCCGAAAAAACAUCAGCUGGCUCAUUUUAAAACUUUAAGAGGUAAACCAAAAUCACACAUUUUGUUAUUAUUUGUGGUGUAUUGUUUUUUUUUUUUUUAUCAGAUCAGAUUUGAUCAUCAUAUACUCGUAUAAUUAAUAAUUAUUUAC